Molecule: messenger RNA, 2187 nt
Organism: Colletotrichum phormii
Lineage: Eukaryota; Fungi; Ascomycota; Sordariomycetes; Glomerellales; Glomerellaceae
Exons: 2
Coding region: 1-2187 (728 amino acids)
Source: RefSeq, a predicted model, not a curated record
AUGUUGACCAUGCUCAAACAACAAUCAUCGAGAGGCUUCAUCGCCCCGAGGGCCCGCCCCAAGACGUUGCUCUUCCUCGCUCUGGCCAUUGUCACCGUCUACUUCCUGGCCACAAGGGGCGCUCCUGCCGGCUAUCACGUCGUCCCCUGGAACCAAGACGGCAGCACCUCUGCGCCUCCCCAAAAGGCCGAACCUCCUGAGCCGCCAAAGUCGGAAGAGGAGAGGAAGCAGGAUGAGGAGAGGCAAAAGCAAGAGAGAGAAAAGCACGAGCAGGAUCUGCGAGAUGAGUUCGCGCGGGAGUAUGAAGCUGCCAAGAAGCUUCCCGGCAACGAUGCGAUCUACGGGAACACACUCAACUCCCUGAAGGAUAAGGAGAACAGGACCGCCCAGCACGCCGCCAACCUCCGCGAGUCUGGCACGCAGGAGGAGGCCUACACGAACCAACGACCUGUCUACUUCAACCCCUACCCCGACUACAAUGGCGAAGAAUGGAACAAGACGCAUCGCGCGCCCCAUGUGCCCUGCAUUGGCGCAACUGGCGAGUCCGUCGACGACCUCUUAGUCUUCAAGGGUCAUCCCGCAAAAUUCCCCAAUCCGGGCUUCGGUGGCUUCGACGUCCUGGACAUGGACGGCAACAUUUGCUACGAGCGUGAGACCAGACUCGGGCCCUACGGUCUUCUGCCUCAACUCAGCAAGGCCGGUCUCCGCAUUGACUGGGAUAACAUCAACUGGGGCGAUCUCCAGGAGAAGUGCAUUGAGAGAAAUGCUGCCCGCUUCGACGAGGGCAAGCCCAACGAGUACAUCAAGACUGCCUACCCCGACAUCGCUGAGAAGUACGGCAAGGAGGUCGAGGAGGAAGAGGAGGCAAACGAGAAGCGAGGCCUCACCAACAAGUUCAGGGGCGGGUCCAAGGGCGUCAAGGUGACGACUCCCGACACCCGUACUGCUGUCCUUCUUCGAACCUAUACCGGCAAGAAGUACACCGAGAAUGACAAGCAGGUUAUCCGCUCCCUCAUUUCUGAGCUCUCGCUCCGAUCCGGUGGCGAGUACCAGGUAUUUCUGCUGCUGCACGUUCGCGACCAGGCUCUCGACAUCUGGAACGACGAGGCCACGUACCAGUACGUGCUCAACGAGCAUGUGCCUCUCGAGUUCCACGGCAUCACUAAGCUGUGGAAUGACCAAGCUAUGUGGAACCUGUACACGGCACUUACCGACGAGAACGAAAAGAGCGUGCAUUCUGCCCAAUGGUUAUCGGUGCAGAAGUUCAGUCAGGACCACCCCGAGUUCGACUUCAUUUGGAAUUGGGAAAUGGACGCCAGAAUCAUUGGUCACAACUACGACUUCCUGAAGCGCCUCUCCGACUUCUCCAAGAAGCAGCCCCGCAGAGGUUUGUGGGAGCGUAACGAGCGUUACUACAUUCCCGAUUUCCACGGAGACUACGAUACCGACUUCCGCAAGGACGUUGAGCAGCGCACCCGCGGCAACCAGGUCUGGGGCCCGCCCAAGCUGCCUUUUAUCAAUCCCGUCGGCCCCAAGCCUCCUGUCGAAAACCCUGAGAAGGAACCGUACAAGUGGGGUGUUGGCGAGGAUGCCGACAUGAUCACUGUCGGCCCUAUCUUCAACCCGAUCAACAGCAGCUGGAUCAUCUCGGACCACAUUUGGGGCUACAGAGACGAAAAGUUCCCCGACCCUGCGAAGACCCUCCCCCGCCGAACCACCAUUGUCACCCAAUCUCGUGUUUCCAAGCGUCUCUUGGACAUCAUGCACGUCGAGAAUCUUCGCGGCAAUCACAUUGCGUCGGAGAUGACCCCUCAAACUGUGGCCCUUCUUCACGGCUUCAAGACUGUGUUUGCGCCCCACCCUACCUGGUUCGACCGCCCCUGGAAUGGUACUUUCCUCGAGAAGUGGUUCAAUCCUGGACCUCGCGGCGAGAGCGGUGGCGAGGGCAGCCCUAUGGGCUGGGGUAGAGAGCGUAGAUACCAGGGCAUGACUUGGUACUACCGCGCCGAGCCCCCACCAAGACUGUACAACAACUGGAUCGGAUAUGUCGACACUAAGAUUGGAGGCAAGAACUGGGAGAGAGCGCACGGUCGUCCGUGUCUGCCACCCAUGAUCCUCCACCCCAUCAAGGAGGUCAAGCCGACAGAACCCGGCUUCGCAACCCAGUUCGAGCUCUUCUACGGCUGA